Echinostoma caproni is the source of this 738-nucleotide messenger RNA. The record is from the annotation of a GenBank genome assembly. NCBI's taxonomy places the organism in Eukaryota, Metazoa, Platyhelminthes, Trematoda, Plagiorchiida, Echinostomatidae.
CUGGAAUCGAUCGGUCAGUUGCAACCACCCUCGGAAGAUGUCUAUGAGCCGGGUCAACUUUUCCUCCAUAAACACUUCGGUUAUCGUGGAGUUAUUUUGCAAUCUUGGCCAGCCAAACUAUUCGACCGUAAUAUGCUUUCUUUGAAAGCCACAUUUGCAAAACCACUAAAUCCUCAUGGUAUUUUUUUGCUCACUCCUGUAUCCACAGAGCCGUCACUUCUCCCCACGGAUCACCUGCGCCGUUGGAUUGAAGCACGAAAGCAAAGCCUGGAGGUAACCUCGGUACAUCGAGAAGUGACCGAGGGUAUCCGGACGACCACGGUCCCCUUCUUCAUGGGUCGACGUCUGGUUGUUGGAGAGCGACCAGAGAAGCACAUACGUUAUUGGCGAUAUCUUAUUCGUUUGGAGAAUUUAUCAUCAGAACGCGUCCAGCUUCGUGAACGGUUCUGGAAAGUGUUCUCCAUCACCGGGAGCCUUGAAUCCGUCAGAGGCAAAGGGGUCGUGGGAAUGACCGAGUAUGAGAUUAUGUUCAACGAGCCGCAACCAAUCCUCGCCGAAGACAGUCGAGUAUUUCAGUAUCACAGUCAUGUGCAAGUUCCCGUUCCGUGGGCCCAUAUGUGGGGUUCGUUUCGUUUUGAGAAGUCAAACGGGUCCAGUUUGGAUGUGAAAAUUCCCUCCUUUCCUCUUUGUGAUCGAGCCUAUUGGUCCGGUGCUGAGACCGCGACACAUACCGAGUGA